This is a messenger RNA of Torulaspora delbrueckii, 2262 nucleotides long. RefSeq names its product Pet127p (gene PET127). Lineage: Eukaryota; Fungi; Ascomycota; Saccharomycetes; Saccharomycetales; Saccharomycetaceae. The transcript has a single exon. The record is from RefSeq and is a predicted model, not a curated record. The coding region runs from base 1 to 2262 and encodes 753 amino acids. Gene Ontology annotation, biological process: mitochondrial RNA 5'-end processing. Gene Ontology annotation, cellular component: mitochondrion; mitochondrial envelope.
AUGUACCGAUGCUGUAAUAGUGGUUAUCGACGUACAUUGAGUGGUUCAAGAUAUGCCUAUAGGAAAUGCGGUAUAUCGACAAGUGUACCAUCCAAAAAUUCCCACAAUGAGCCUUUAAACCAGUCCGACGAGAGGGAAGGACAUUCUCCAAAUGUUAAGCAAGAUUUGUUGGAUGCGUUGAGUUAUUCUAGUAAGAUACUUGAAGGAAUGGGUCAUCGAGACGAGUCGCGAAAGCGAUUCAAACGUCAGAAACAAGAUAGUAUAAAGAUGAAAAUACCUCCAGCAAUUGACAUAGCCGUUGGUAAAAGUCGAAAGAAGGUAACGAAUACAACUUUCACAAUAUCAUCGAAAAGGACUAAACACGUGACGAUCAAUAGUGAUGGGAGUAUACAGAAUGAUAACAGAGCUAAAUUGACACCUCAUGUGAUACCACCGCCUCUUGUUAGCGGUCUCGAUAGGGUUCUUUAUCAGCCCGUAACCUUACAUCCUUUGAGAGACUCUAGAACGGGCGUAUACAAUUUCAAUCCCGAGCUGGAAAAGAUAACGCCGGACUACCUGGAGGCAAAGGAUGGUGCUUCUCAUUUCAUUACGCCGUAUAAGGACCAAAAGUUGUCUGAGUUAGCUCACAAGUCUCAGAGAAAAUACGUAUCGUCUACCAGUUCAAUGACUUCGGUCCUAUCGCAUAUGCAUUACCUAUUAUCCAAUUUCAGACCCGUUAAUAUAAUAGAUUCACCCAUAUCAAGACAUUUUCCUCAAAAGAACUGUAAUUUCACGCAGGGAGCUCAAUUUCCUGCAGCUAUCAUCCUUAGAAAAUUGGAUAAGAAAGUAAAAUCAAUUGAUUCGGACAGAAGUCUCGAUAGAGAAAUUAUUCUCUCCAUCCUGGGUCACUCAUUAGAAGAGUUUUUGACCGAGGCCUCUCCAGGACAGGGAGAAGCGUAUCAUUACUCGAAGAUUGAUGAAUUCAUCCUACGAUCCCAAUUGGACGCCUAUGAUUCUAAAUUACCUGGGACAGGGGUCUUUGAUUUGAAGACUAGAGCCGUCGCUGCGAUUAGACAUGAUUUGUCAUACGUAGAGAAAAAUAACAAUCAUACAGGUUAUGAGAUUGAUAAAGUUUAUGGCGAGUUUGAAUCGCUGGAGAGAGAAUUUUUCGAGCUUAUCAGAAGUACACUAUUGAAAUAUUCUCUCCAGGCUAGAAUUGGCAAGAUGGAUGGGAUCUUUGUCGCUUACCACAAUAUCUCUAGAAUGUUUGGCUUCCAAUACUUACCAUUGGAAGAAAUUGACUAUAUCAUUCAUUCAAGUUAUGAUGCUCCCUUCAAGCGUGCUAUGGAUGAACGUAAUAAUACGCUGAGGAACAUAUAUGGUGAUGAAAAUUUCAUCUUAAAGCAUCAACGUAACGAACGGGAAAUUGCAUCAAAGGUGGCCGAUGCAGAAUUCAAGAUGUCCAUAAUACUGUUGAAAAAUGCUCUAACAUACAUCGAGGACAAACUAAACUCGAUGGGAAUUAAAGAUUGGAAAAUGUGCAAAAUUAUGAUGAAAACAGAGCAAAUUACUGAAACUAUACCAAACAGUGAGAAAAGAGCUACCUAUCCAAGUUUGAAAGUAGUUGUGUUGCCACUGCCACUGGAAUAUGUUGAUAAGCCUCUAGUUAGCAGAGGUAAAAAGCAAAAAGAGAUUCUUUCUCAAAUCUCUAAUAUACAAGAUUACAAUGAGAAAUUGCUGACAUUGCAGACAGACUCCAUGUUUGGUUUUGAGAUUAGAGCUGACCAUUUCUACAAAAACAACCCCAGUGGAGUUUAUAUACCACCAUUUGCUCGGGUAGAGAAUAAAGUAUUGGAUAUCCAGUCGUGUCAGCAGGUCUCGAAGAGGCUCUUUAAAGACUAUUACCAAAAUUUGAAGAAGGACAAGAGUCCAAGUUUUUUUCAUCCGAUGGAUGUUGAGACCUGGAAGACAACUUGCACUUUUAUAGACAUCGAAGAUAAAGGUUCACUGCAGAAAAUCUAUCGCCAACUCUUGAAUGAAAAGUUCCAGUCACUACGAGAUCAAAGUAUAACCAAAGAAAGCUUGAACAGUUCCGACGAAGACAUUGCUGAAAGGAUCAAGAGCUUCCUUGAUAUCAAGGAGAAGAGAUCUUCGCCCAAAGGCACAUCUAAUGCACCAUCUCACUUUCAGACUAAGUUGAGAGCUUAUGCGAAGAAGGGUUCCCUCAGAAGGAAACUUUUGGAUGAAGCAGAGGAUCUUAAGGGAUCCAAUAGCCCGUUUUAG